Cavia porcellus (domestic guinea pig) is the source of this 1598-nucleotide messenger RNA. RefSeq names its product peroxiredoxin 3 (gene Prdx3). The transcript has 7 exons. Gene Ontology annotation, biological process: cellular response to stress; cell redox homeostasis; response to oxidative stress. The record is from RefSeq and is a predicted model, not a curated record. NCBI's taxonomy places the organism in Eukaryota, Metazoa, Chordata, Mammalia, Rodentia, Caviidae. Gene Ontology annotation, molecular function: thioredoxin peroxidase activity. Bases 68 to 841 code for a protein of 257 amino acids. Gene Ontology annotation, cellular component: cytosol; mitochondrion.
GCCCACCCACCUAGAUCCCGCCCCUCGCCUAGGCCCCGCCCACUCAGCGGCUCGGCGUGCACCGAAGAUGGCGGCUGCAGCGGCAAGGUUGCUCCGGGCCUCGGUUGCUCGACAUGUGAGCACAAUUUCUCGGGGCAUUUCUGCCUCUGCAGCCCUUAGACCUGUUGCUUCUAGAGGAACACACUUGAUGAAGAUACUGUGGUCUGGGUCUCCUCAAGCCAAAUUCACCUUCAGCACCAGUUCCUGGUGCCACGCUCCUGCCGUCACCCAGCACGCACCCGCUUUUAAGGGCACAGCUGUUGUCAAUGGAGAAUUCAAAGAGCUAAGCCUAGAGGACUUUAAGGGGAAAUAUUUGGUGCUUUUCUUCUAUCCUUUGGAUUUCACCUUUGUGUGUCCUACAGAAAUUGUUGCUUUCAGUGACAAAGCCAAUGAGUUUCACGAUGUGAACUGUGAAAUUGUUGCAGUGUCAGUGGAUUCCCACUUCACUCAUCUGGCCUGGAUCAAUACACCGAGGAAGAACGGCGGUUUGGGCCACAUGAAUAUAGCGCUUUUGUCGGAUUUAACUAAACAAAUUUCCCGGGACUACGGUGUGCUGUUGGAAGGUUCUGGUAUUGCACUCAGAGGUCUCUUUAUAAUCGACCCCAAUGGAGUCAUCAAGCAUCUGAGUGUCAAUGAUCUGCCAGUGGGCCGAAGUGUGGAAGAGACCCUCCGCCUGGUGAAGGCAUUCCAGUUUGUGGAGACUCACGGAGAAGUCUGCCCAGCGAACUGGACACCAGAUUCUCCUACAAUCAAGCCAAAUCCGACGGCUUCCAAAGAGUACUUCCAGAAGGUCCAUCAGUAGGCACAGGUGCACCUCCAGCUUCUCCAGCCAGACAAGAGCCACAACCAGGCGCCCUUAGGCAUUUCAAAGAUGAUUAUGUAUAGAAGGCAAAAGCCCAAGUAUGCUUCACUUACAAAUGGUACUCUUACACUUACAAAUGCUCUGUUUCUGGGACACCAGCUAAAGCUUUAUAAAGGCAGUGAGUUGCUAACCUCCAGAGUCCUUCCUUACUGGGGGCAUCUCAGCAGCUAGCAAAGUUGUACAAAGCCUGCUUCCCCGCUGUUAGACCAUGUCCUCAGUCAGUAGAGAAGGCGCUCUUCUUUCUUACCCUUCCUUGACUGUUGCUGACACCAAAGUAUUACCUUAUUCAUUGAAAGCUUCUGAUCAAGAGUCCUGAAAUUUUCUUCUUGAAUUUCUUCAUAUUUUUAAACUGAACUUGCUUUUAAGAUGACAAAGAUUAUAGUUUUAUGUUGUUAGCAUUUGAUAUGGAUGUAUAUGUAAUGAAAAUGAAUGUGAAUCAUGUUAUUAAAAAACACAGUGGCAGAGUUACUUACCUGAUCAUGCAUGAUACCCAUCCCUGAGAUUUAUACAUUUACAGUAGUUAUUUUACUCAUUUCAUGCAUGAGCUGGCUUCGUGUCUACCUGUAUUCCUAGAUAUAGAUUAGGUAUAAUUAUAAAAUUUAGCUUCUUAGUUCAAUGUGAUUGCAUUUUUAAAUCUGUAUAAUUUCUUUCUUGAAGUGCUUAGUGUAAAAUAUAAGAAUAAACAUUUUAAACUGUU